AUGAACAGCACACUAACCAUUUGCUCCAGCGACUAUAGCUACAGUGCUCAGCCCAACAUGCUUUCCUCAUCUGCCUCUGGAAUCUUUUCUUUUUGUCAAACAGGACCAGCCGACCUUUCUGGCUCGGCUUGGGACACGACAGUUGAAGGACCACAGAACUUUCCUGAGUUUACGGAUGCCACGGAUUACUAUGCUGGAGAAGCCGAGGACUCUUUCUUGCCAUUUGGCCAAAUCACCCCAAAACCGGACCAAGAUGACUUCCACGCCCGCUGGGCUCCUUCCGACAACAAGGCCCUGAAGGCUGAGCCCAUGCGCAGAGGCACCUCGCGCAGCUCCACUGGGAGCCUCAAGAACAGAAACACAAAGCCUUCUGCCACUUCGGUCAAGAAGACCAGGUCAAGAGUACAGUCCAUCCUCACACAGACAUCAUCACAGAUGUCCAAGCUUGACAUGGCUGGUGCCCCCUACUCGGAUGGCCCUGCUGUUGCCGCUGGCCGGAUCAUGGAUGUGCAGCAAUACCUUGCUCAGGAUCUCGACACUCUUUCCGUCAGCGGUGCUGGCUAUUACCCCAUGAUGGGUUUCCCGGAUGGCUUGACCUACAGCAACGACUUGGCCCCCAUGGCCCAGCACGUGAACCCCCAGAUCUUUGAUGCCGGUCUCAUCAGCCACUCUCCUCACUCUUGGGGCUCGCUGAGCCCUGUUGACUCCCGCCUGUCUUCCCCUGGUCUCGGCGAUGGUGCCGAAGACUUGUGGUCUGCUGUCCCUUCUGCCUCGUCUCCUGGCGAAAGCCAGAGCUCCAACUCGCCUGUUCUGCCUGGCCAGUCACCAAGGUAUGUUGCGACUACAAACGCGGUUGAGCUCGGUGCAUUGUCUCACACCAGUGAUUUCAGGAUGAGCCGGAAAAUGGAUGGCCAGUAUGUGACAUCUGACGAUCUUCACCUUGUUCCCGCCAUGGGUGAGGAUGCUUUUGCCCUCCCUCCUGCCUUUGGCGCCCGCCGCAUGAGCGGCGAAGGUGAGUCUGCUCGGGACCAUUAUCUCUACAAGAAUGCGUACCCCCACGCGGACGGACUUUUCCACUGCCCCUGGGAGGGCCAGCCGAGCUGCAACCACAAGCCCGAGAAGCUCAAGUGCAACUACGACAAGUUUGUUGACUCCCACCUCAAGCCCUACCGCUGCAAGGUUGAGGGUUGCCAGAACGCCCGCUUUUCUUCCACUGCUUGCCUCCUCCGACAUGAGCGUGAGGCCCACGCGAUGCAUGGCCAUGGUGAGAAGCCCUACCUGUGCACCUAUGAGGGCUGCGAGCGCUCCGUUGCCGGCCACGGAUUCCCCAGACAAUGGAACCUCAGGGACCACAUGAGGCGCGUCCACAAUGACAACGGCACCACCGCUCAGGCUGCUUCCCCUCCCGCCUCUGGCGCCACCACCUCUACCCGUGGCCGCAAGAGAAAGAGCGAUGUUCAGGAGAAGCCCGCCCAGGAGAAGACCAGCUCCCGCAAGUCCAAGUCUGAGGCUUCCAAGCCCGUCGAGCCCCCCGUCAACCUCGAGAUCACCCAAUGGUGGGAGCACCAGAGAGCUCUCCAGGACCUCGUUUCCGCUGGCUACCAGCCCGACGACAUCCAGACCUUCCAUUACAUCAAGGAGGCUCAGGAUCACUUGACCGCCAUGGACAGGAUCACCCACAACCUCACCGCUAAGCCCGAAGUCCGCCGCGGUUGGAGGAAUUGA
Messenger RNA from Podospora anserina S mat+, 1725 nucleotides. RefSeq lists its product as uncharacterized. The record is from RefSeq and is a predicted model, not a curated record. NCBI's taxonomy places the organism in Eukaryota, Fungi, Ascomycota, Sordariomycetes, Sordariales, Podosporaceae. The transcript has 2 exons. The coding region runs from base 1 to 1725 and encodes 574 amino acids.